CAUCAUCAACCAUCUCAGUUUUCCUUCCUCCAGCUCCCAGUUUUGUGUGUGUUCCAGAGAGUGAGGUACAGUGUUGUCAUCUCUCAUGGAGGAGACCCAGUCCUAGAGCUGUCCAGAGAGUUCAACUACAGCAGUGGCUACACUAGUGAGUGUAUUGAGGAGAAGGUCAGUGGAGAGCUGGAGGAGGGAACUGAGUACAGUCUCCUGGUCUUUGUGGAUGAUGGAGACUCUGGGAACUCUUCUUCUUCCAACAUUCAAACCUUCACAUUCUGCAGAGGAAACAACGGAGGGAGUGAUGGCGAUCAUAGGAAAAGUGAUGAGAGUUGUCUUUUAGGAAUAACUGCAGGUAUUGCAGUUGUCCUCUCUCUACUGGUGGUCCUGCCAGUAGGUGUUGUCCUGGGCUGCUGUGGAAUGUGGUGUCUAAUGAGGGAGAGAGAAAGACGACAUCACUUCAGUGACAAGGGAAGUGAGAGCAGACAGGAAUCACACUAUGAUGAGCCUGUUCCUACUCAGUCUGCUAUCACUGUGACUCAUAACUAGGCAUAUGCCUCUGGCAAUCAAAGACUAUAGCUAGUUUUAGUUUUUUGUGUGUUUCAAUUCUUUGGUGCUAGCUACAGAUUAUGCUCUCUGUCAGCCCAACCCCUCGGCGCUGGCGCGGUCGCAAUUGUCCAAAGAACGUUUCAAAGCAUCAGAAAUGAAGAUAGACAUACUCCUAACAGUGUGUGCAGCACCGGUCUCAGUCACCAGUGACACCUUCACCAAUACUUUCACUCUGAGUGAGAGUCAGAGAUCUCAGUUGUAGCUAACUGGAGAAUUUUGCUCUGACCUGGUUCUCCAACAAACAGUGAAGGAAGUAGUUCUCUAGGAUCUGCAGUAAUCCCUGCUGGAAGGUUUCUUAGUUAUAGCAAUGCAAUCUAAACGCUGAUUGACUGCACCAACCGCGGGUAAUUGUACCGAUCCCUCCGCGAGCGCGUUUGUGAUUCGCAUGCCAUUCAUACGUAUCGAGCAUGCGUAUAUAGUCACUGAGCUCAGUGUGGCUUCAUUCGUCGUUGUCCCGUG
This is a messenger RNA of Geodia barretti, 1059 nucleotides long. Lineage: Eukaryota; Metazoa; Porifera; Demospongiae; Tetractinellida; Geodiidae. The record is from the annotation of a GenBank genome assembly.